UCAUUGCGACCUAGUAGCUGGUAUGUUGUGACUGUGAGAUCUGGAGGUUUUUUUAUUCAGACGGCCUUGCAUUGCGGGAAGCCGAAGUUGGUGAACAAAAGCAAACAAAACUAACGAUUCAAAAGCACAAGAAAGCAAGCAUUUGGAUCCUAAUAAUAGACCCGACAUAUUUCAUCAUUCUGCGCGCGCAGCAUCCUCUGAAGGGUUUCCCCGAAAAACAAGCGAUCUGCAAUUUGACAUUUUGUUACACCAGCAACACUCUUUUCUCUCCAAGUUGUACAAUAAAACAAAAUCCAAAUUUUGAUUUCCUGUGGAAAAAAAUAAAAAUUGUAGUUGAAAGUUGUGAUUUGUUGUGAGUCCUGAAAGGAAUUUCCGAUCUUCGAGCUCUUUUGAACAGCACGCAAAACCGCAAAAAUGGCCGACGACGAAGUGCAAGCCCUCGUGGUGGACAAUGGGUCCGGUAUGUGUAAGGCCGGUUUCGCCGGUGACGACGCCCCGCGCGCCGUCUUCCCGUCUAUCGUCGGUCGCCCGAAGAUGCCCGGUAUCAUGGUCGGGAUGGACCAGAAGGAUAGCUAUGUCGGAGACGAGGCGCAGAGCAAGCGUGGUGUGCUCACGUUGAAGUACCCGAUCGAGCACGGUAUCGUCACCAACUGGGACGAUAUGGAGAAGAUUUGGCACCACACUUUCUACAACGAACUGCGUGUUGCCCCGGAGGAGCACCCGGUCUUGCUGACCGAGGCUCCCCUCAACCCGAAGGCGAACCGCGAGCGCAUGACUCAGAUCAUGUUUGAAACCUUCAACUCUCCGGCCAUGUAUGUCGCCAUCCAGGUACGUAACAUUUCAUGCUUGUUUGUUUCCUUUUUAUUUUUUAAAAAUUGUUUCUGACGCUGACGUAGCGGCGGAGAUUACGAUCGAUCUGCAAUGACAUCAAGCUCGGCUUCUUUUCCCCUGGUUUCCAACAACUUUACUUUUACGACUUUUGUGAUUGUGAUGCAUGCUCCUGCACGAAAAGUACAUUUUUGAUCUUGUGGUCUUCUAAUAAAUAAUCAGGCCGUGAUGUCCCUGUACGCUUCCGGUCGUACGACCGGUAUCGUGAUGGACUCCGGUGACGGCGUGUCCCACACGGUCCCGAUCUACGAGGGUUACGCUUUGCCGCACGCGAUCCUGCGUCUGGACUUGGCGGGUCGCGACUUGACGGAGUACAUGAUGAAGAUCUUGACCGAACGUGGUUACUCUUUCACCACCACCGCGGAGCGUGAGAUCGUGAAGGACCUGAAGGAGAAGCUGACCUACGUCGCCCUGGACUUCGACGCCGAGAUGAAGCAGGCCGCCCAGUCCUCGGAAAACGAGAAGACCUUCGAGUUGCCGGAUGGCAACGUGAUCACUGUCGGAAACGAGCGGUUCCGCUGCCCCGAGGUGCUGUUCCAGCCGUCCUUCAUCGGAAAGGAGUCGUCCGGUAUAGAAUUUAUCAAAAUCUUUUUGAUAAGUAGUAAUCUCAAGCUCGCUUGUUAUCGUUAUGCUAGUCAUGCAUCAAAAUUGAAAAUACACAUUUGUCAUGCAUUUUGAUGAUGAUGACGCAUACAUUCGCAUUAUCCCUUCCUCAGGUAUCCACGACACCACGUUCCAGUCCAUCAUGAAAUGCGACGUCGAUAUCCGUAAGGACUUGUACGCAAACGUGGUCCUCUCGGGUGGUACCACCAUGUUCCCGGGCAUCGGGGAGCGCAUGACCAAGGAGCUCACCGCGCUGGCGCCGUCCACCAUGAAGAUCAAGGUCGUUGCGCCCCCGGAGCGCAAGUACUCCGUGUGGAUCGGCGGGUCCAUCUUGUCCUCCCUGUCCACCUUCCAGCAGAUGUGGAUCUCCAAGAACGAGUACGACGAGUCCGGCCCGACCAUCGUGCAUCGCAAGUGCUUCUAAAUUAAUAGAGGUUCUGGAAUGAUACUCACUUUUACGGGACAUGAAAACGUCGUGCUCACGGAAAUUUAGUAAAGACAAACUUUUCCUUGCCUUUUCCACCACCACACACCGUAGUGAUUCUACCCAUGGAAUUUUCCCUUGUGAAAAAAAAGCCACAAACGAAACUACGAAUUCCUAAUUUCUUCGUUUUCCAACAGAAAAUAAAGUGUUGUAUCUUCACUAGGCUACAAAUAUGGACUAAAAUGAGCUAGUACAAGUAUCGUUUGUCUUCUUUACUGCUAUCAGCUAGAAUGAACGUGGUCGUCUCACCCGUAAUCAAAUCGCUACGGUGUCGUGUGUCAUCUACCGCAAGUUGCAAAAUCAGUAGGUUUGUCUCUGUACUUGACGCUUUUCCUGCACUAGAAGGUUGUUGUACUGCAGGUCUGAAAUGACAGCGCAGUUCUGCUUUUCUGGCGUAAUUCGCCAGUCUCUGCAAAUCUGUGAACCUGUCAUGCUAGGAUCUUGCACCACACAAGUUACUUACUACUUCUGCCGAGACUUGCCUACUCGAUUCCGAUUUGCACUUUUUGUUGAAGUAAAUCCAAAAGUUCGACGCAGCUUUAAAACUAGUCCCUCGUCCGUGUUAAAUUGUAUGUGUCCUCCGGUAAUUCUUAUCGCAAGGCGCGUCUCAAAAUCAUGAUGAGGAGCUGCAGUCUGAAACUAUACUCAUACUAAAAUCUUCUAUCGCGAAACAAUCCGUCUUGCACCAGUACCUCUGCAGCAUUACUGGCUUUCCCAAGUUCGCCCUCUUCUCCUUUUCUAGCGAGAGCUGCGCGUCGUAUUGAUGGCCAGAGAGAAGACGGAUGUGGGGCUUCUUUGCAAAUGCUAUAUUUCUACAGAUGGUUUUGUAGCAACGACUUUGUAAAGUGCCUGGUACGUUUAUCGCUGAAGGAAUGAUAUAAUUGCAAGUCCGCGGACUGAAAU
This is a messenger RNA of Amoebophrya sp. A120, 2878 nucleotides long. The record is from the annotation of a GenBank genome assembly. NCBI's taxonomy places the organism in Eukaryota, Dinophyceae, Syndiniales, Amoebophryaceae.